AUGGGUCAAGGCUACUCCCUCACGACCCUUUCCGCGGGCUCGGCUGGGAUCGAUAUCCCCGAGCUGUCCGACCUGACAUAUGAGAAGUCUAUGGGCGGCGGCCGGUUUAUGAAGAGCAUCCGCGCCAGACAGAAAAAUGGCUUGGUCUUUGUAAAGGUAAUAAUGAAGCCUUACCCGAGUAUGAAGCUGGAGCCAUAUGUCAGAGCAAUCACUCGGGAACGCAAGCUCUUAUCAGAUGUACCAAAUGCCUUAAGCUAUCAAAGAAUUUUGGAAACAGGCACCGGGGGUUACCUCGUUCGCCAGUAUAUCCACAGCUCGCUGUAUGAUCGAAUGAGUACCCGACCCUUUCCAGAGGAUAUCGAAAAGAAAUGGAUCGCUUUUCAACUCCUCUGUGCUCUCCGUGACUGCCAUGCGGUUGAUGUCUUCCACGGUGACAUCAAGACAGAAAAUGUCUUGGUCACGGCCUGGAACUGGGUGUACCUUUCGGAUUUCUCCUCGUCUUUCAAGCCGACCUUUCUUCCAGAGGAUAACCCUGCCGACUUUUCCUUUUACUUUGAUACGUCAGGGCGACGAACGUGCUACCUGGCCCCGGAAAGGUUCCUAGUCGCGAACGAGGAGCCAGGGAGUAGGAACGUCAACUGGGCCAUGGACAUUUUCAGUGCUGGCUGUGUUAUUGCCGAGCUGUUUCUGGAAUCGCCAAUAUUUACCCUAAGCCAGAUCUACAAAUACCGAAAAGGCGAAUACAGCCCGGAGCAUAGUCAGCUAGCCAAGAUUGAGGACCCUGAAAUACGUGCUUUGAUCCUUCAUAUGAUUCAACUCGAACCUGAAUCAAGGUACUCGGCCGAAGAGUACCUGAAUUUCUGGAAGAUAAAAGCUUUUCCAGAAUACUUCUACAGUUUCCUCCAUCAAUACAUGUCCCUCAUGACUGAUCCUUCUUCUGGUAGGACGCUGGUCGAGGCAGGAUCGGCAAAUCGAGGAGAGGCCGAUGACAGAAUAGAGAGGGUUUACCUAGACUUUGACAAAAUAUCCUCCCUUCUAGGUGCCCAUCUUGAGCCGAGCAAGAAUGGAUCCACGAGCACAACCUCAAAACUUACCAGCGGCACCUUUCCCGUUGAGCUUGACCUUCCACGUUACGAGUAUUCAGAUCGCACGCCUACUGAUGAUGGGGUGUUAAUCUUCCUGACGCUCGUCGUGUCUAGCCUCCGCAGCACUUCCAAAGCAUCUGCCCGCGUCAAAGCUUGCGACGUCCUUCUUGCAUUUGCAGAGAGGCUGUCCGACGAGGCCAAGUUAGACCGCAUCCUUCCAUAUAUCAUGAUCCUUCUCGGUGAUCGAACUGACUCUGUGAAAAUUGCCGCGAUACGGGCGCUUGCACGGCUCUUGGAGAUGGUCCAGGUUGUGUCCCCCGUCAAUGCAUACCUUUUCUCCGAAUACAUCUUUCCGAGGGUACAACCGUUUGUUUCGAGCGCAAACUCGCCCCCCAGCCCGCCGGUCCGAGCCGCAUAUGCCUCAUGCAUUGCAUCACUUGCGCAUUCUUCGCUCAGGUUCCUGGAUAUGAUACAAGCGCUACGCUCUGACACGCGCCUGCCAGCUUUCAUACCGGCUGGAUCUGAGCCGAGAUGGACAGAGGAUGCAACGUAUCAUAAUCUGUAUGAUGUAGCAAGAAUAGACCUUCUUGACUACUUCGAGGCUCACACCAAAGCACUCUUGACGGACACCGAUGCCUCCGUCCGUCGCGCGUUUCUCGGCUCUGUGCCGAGUCUAUGCGUGUUUUUUGGGACAAUGAAGACCAAUGAGGUGAUUCUAAGCCAUCUCAACACAUACCUAAAUGAUCGGGAUUGGAUCCUCAAGUGCGCAUUCUUCGAGGCCGUGGUGGGUGUUGCUGUAUAUGUUGGGAGCACCAGCCUGGAGCAGUAUAUCUUGCCUUUAAUGGUGCAAUCAAUGACGGACCCGGAAGAGUUCGUUGUCGAGAGAGUCCUCCGCUCGCUUGCGGCCAUGGCCGACCUUGGCCUUUUCCAGAGAGCAACUACUUGGGAUCUCCUGCAUAACACUGUGCGCUUCAUGGUGCAUCCAAACGCUUGGAUCCGAGAAGCUUCCGUUAGCCUGGUCGUCAAUUCAACCAAGUUCUUGUCCGCCGCCGAUAAAUACUCUAUCCUUACCCCGCUUGUUCGCCCAUUUUUAAAGGUGAGCAUUGUGGACUUCACCGAAGGCGACAUACUUGAUGCUUUAAAAGCUCCACUCCCAAAGGCCUUGUAUGAUCAGGCGUUCGUGUGGGCGUCACAGGCCGAAAAGGGACUUUUUUGGAAGUCUAUCAAACGAGACGGUGCUGUUGAUGCCACGGUUCAGAAAAGAGGUCAGAAACCCCUAUCCCUUGCUGCCCAUUCAAAGAAUGAAGAGGACGAGCAAUGGAUCGCAAAACUGAGAACAUUGGGGAUGAGCACGGAGGAUGAGUUCAAACUGCUCGCUCUGCGGGAGCAUAUUUGGAGGGUCUCGAUGCGCCAAAACAAGGAUCAGGAGAGCGCAGGAUCUUCACUAAACAACGUUGUUGCCUUGAUCAAUCUUAGUGUUACACCCCAAACAGUCUUAUUUGACAGGAGCCAAAACGUCAAGGCGCGAAGGAACCCGGUGGUUAGACCACAAUCGGCUCGAGACGAUAGCAAAACAUCCACAAUCGCCGACGCAUUGCUCGAUGCCUCAACAACGAUUGAUAAUGCAGCCAAUUCCCGUCGUCGUCAUGCGCGCUCCAAAAGUCAGGCUCAACAGGAGAUUGAGGCCGGUAUAGUCACACCGCGGCCAAAUUCUAUUGGUACUCUCCGUGCACGGGAGUCUCCCGCCUCGUCACCUAUUGCGUCCUCCCCAAGUGCAGCGCCAGGCUCUCGUCCACGAUCGCCUCCUAGCUCUGAUGCUGAGCGCCGGCUAUCAGACGGUAGACGGAGCCCUGGUCAAGAGAGCUCAUCGACCGAAACGGACAAUCUUAGUGUGAGACGGUUGAGAGCGGGGGUGCAGAAAAAGUCGAGUGCCAUGAGUUUGCUCAACCGCAGAGAUACCGCCAAGGCAUACGCAGAAACAGGUACCAGCUCAGCCAAUGCCUUUGGGAGGAUUGGCGCGCCGACCCCGAAAGAUGCAGUCUCGCCUGCUCCUCGUGAAAGGAAACCUGUGGACCAACAAAUACAGCAAUAUCGAGCCAACCACUCCUAUACAGGAGACGACCCCAUGAUUCUCAGACUUUUGGAUUCUGUUUUCGCGGAGAACUAUCCCACGGAUUUCUUUGAUCUCGGUCCAUACGUCAAGGAGUUAGACCCUCGACGGCCAAUCACGAAAGCAAACGGCGUUGAUGCGAAUAAAAUCUGGAGACCGACCGGAACACUUGUGGCCCUUUUUGGCGAGCAUACCGGACCUGUAAAUCGAGUGGUCGUCUCCCCUGAUCACUCUUUUUUCGUUACCGGUUCUGACGACGGCACUGUCAAAGUAUGGGACACUACACGCUUGGAAAAGAACCUCACACCUCGGUCGCGUCAAACCUACCGUCACUCUACCAACGCCAAGGUAAAGGCGUUGACUUUUGUCGAAAAUACAUAUACCUUCGUCAGUGCUGCUACUGAUGGCAGCAUUCACGCAGUCAAAGUCGGAUACCACAAUUCCAACGGUACAGUGCGGUACGGCAAGCUCCAACUUGUGCGCGAGUACCAAUUGUCCAGAGCACAUGAUGGGUCGCCAGAGUACGCACUCUGGCUAGAGCACUUCCGCAUGGAUGCACAAUCCACGCUACUGAUCGCAACAAGCAUGUGCCGAAUCAUCGCCCUAGACAUGAAAACCAUGCGACCCGUCUAUACCCUGCAAAACCCGAUCCACCACGGAAUCCCUACAACCUUCUGCUGCGACCGUAAACACUACUGGCUUCUCGUUGGUACGACGCAUGGAAUCCUCGACCUCUGGGAUCUAAGGUUCCAGGUGCGGCUCAAGGCCUGGGGUCUAUCAGGCUCAGGCCCUAUCCACAGGCUGCAGCUGCAUCCCACCAGGGGUCACGGCCGGUGGGUAUGCGUCUCGGCGGGCGGCAGUCACGGAAACGAGAUAAUCGUCUGGGACAUUGAGAAACUCAAGUGCCGUGAAGUGUAUCAAGCUGAUUAUCCCAAACCCCCACUCGCCGAGCCAGAUUCAAAGGAAGGCCCAGGCAGUAGCCAAGCCAAGCAGCCCCAGCAGCAGCUUCAGCAGCAGCCCCAUCACAAUCUUAAAGAGUACGAAGCCUGGCACGUCGAAGGCGACCGCCCCGAAGGCAUGCUCAGCCGCUUCGCAAAAGGAACCGCCGAACCACCCACCGGACCCGGCCCCUCAACAGCCACCCCAGCGGGGACCGGAAUCAGAACCUUCAUCCCUGGCUUUGAUUAUCCCGAGGACGGCAAGGACAACAGCACCCGCGUCGGGUUCAUCAUCUCCGGCGGCUGCGACCGUAAGAUCCGGUUCUGGGACCUCCAUCGCCCCGAUCAGUCUGCAAUAAUCAGCGGGUUUGAUCCCAUCUCGGAUGGAGGCGCCACAGGGACACCGCGAUACGUCGUAACCGCGCCCACGCAGUCCCUUACGUUCGCCACGGAGGAGCUGCCAAAGCCCCCUCCUGAUGCCGGUGACGGCAAAAACGGCGGUAAAAGGAAUAGAGGCAGCCGGAUACCGCGAAGUACUGUGAUUAGCCUUCAACAGCAGCAGCUUCUCAAGAGCCAUCUAGACUUUAUUCAGGAUAUUGCCGUGCUGAGGGUGCCGUAUGGCAUGGUUAUUAGCGUUGAUCGGGCGGGUAUGGUUUAUGUUUUCCAGUAG
Messenger RNA from Aspergillus mulundensis, 4803 nucleotides. RefSeq names its product ubiquitin-binding serine/threonine protein kinase VPS15. Lineage: Eukaryota; Fungi; Ascomycota; Eurotiomycetes; Eurotiales; Aspergillaceae. The record is from RefSeq and is a predicted model, not a curated record. Gene Ontology annotation, biological process: late endosome to vacuole transport; protein phosphorylation; protein targeting to vacuole. Bases 1 to 4803 code for a protein of 1600 amino acids. Gene Ontology annotation, molecular function: ATP binding; protein serine/threonine kinase activity; protein binding. Gene Ontology annotation, cellular component: phosphatidylinositol 3-kinase complex, class III, type II; late endosome; phosphatidylinositol 3-kinase complex, class III, type I. The transcript is spliced from 3 exons.